GAGAAAGGGAAUCUGUAAAUUCCGCAGAGAUGCCAGCACUGAGGAAAGCGUGCUAUUUCAAUCCUCCAACACACUCUCUCAAUACAUAUACAUAUAUAUAUAUAUAUAUUUCAACCCCAGAUAAUUACCCCAGACCAAGGGCUGCUCGCUGCUACUCUCCGUGCUAUGGAUAUUAGGGCCCGGCAAUCCUUGCUAGGUCGCUGCUCCCUCGCUACUUGGAAGCAACCGGCAGUUGUCAGUCGUGUCUCGUGUAGCAGGACGCAUGAAGUAAUCUCAACGACGCGUGUGUUUCGGCCGUUGCGGGCGAGGGAUGGUUUAUAAAUGCGAACAUCUUCUUCAUGCUCCUACGUUUCUGAUACUUCCUGGAAUCUUCAUCAGUGCAAGCCAGCGCAGAUAGUGUUCUCUACUUUACUUUCUUUCUCUGUUGACUCCUGGAUCGAAUAAUCAAUCGCACGCUCGUUUCCUACUACUACUACCUACAUAACAAAUGGCCGGCGAAACAGCGCUCCGCCGUCUCAUCUACGACCAUCCUAUUAUCGACAACCAUGCUCACAAUAUCCUUAAAGCAGACAGUGCCUCCAAUUACUCCAAGUACCCUUUUGAAGCCAUUACCUCGGAAGCUCAAGGCGAAUCCCUUGAAACCCACGCAGCCAAUUCGCUCGCGCUAAUCAGAGCCGUCAACCAGCUAGCAGAGCUAUUUGGAUGCGCCCCCGAAUUAAGCGCCAUAAAGUCCGCAAGAGAAAAAGAGAUUGAGAAUGACUAUGACGAUCUGGUCAGAAAGUGCCUCGCGGGGACCCAUAUGCUAUUGAUAGAUGAUGGCUUGCCCCCAGGAGAUAUGGAGGCAUACUCAUGGCAUGACCAAUUCACCAAUGCAGCUUCGAAAAGGAUCGUUCGCAUUGAAGCCACCGCUGCCCUUAUAAUCGGGGAACUACUUGAGGCCCGGAACAUUUCCCGACCAUCCCCGCCCUUGGCAGAGCCAGAGAGAUUGACACAUUUCUGGGAUGCCUUCCGGGCUAGCUUUUUAACAGUUAUAAAUAACGCGUUGGAUGAUCCUGCUGUUGUUGGUUUUAAGUCUGUUGUCUGCUAUAGAACCGGACUCGUGAUUGAGAAAAGUUCCCCGGAAAAGCUAUUUACCACCUUUGAAACUUACUUUCGCUCCUUCGUCGAAUCUGGGGAAACCAGAAUCCAGAAUAAGCCAUUGAAUGAUUACCUUGUUAUUUCAGCUCUUGAUCAAAUCUCCAAGCGGCCAAGGAGCUUGAGAAAACCAAUCCAGUUCCACACCGGCUUAGGAGAUUCUGAUAUAAACUUGUUACGGUCAAACCCUGCCCACCUACAGAAUCUGAUUGAAGAGUAUCCCGAUGUGGAUUUUGUGCUACUACAUUCAUCAUACCCAUACACUCGAGAAGCAGGCUACUUGGCGAGCAUAUAUGCGAACACAUAUCUAGAUAUUGGUGAGGUCUUCCCCAUGACCAGCCGGGAUGCUCAGCUCUCGGUCCUCCGACAGAGCCUUGAGCUGGUUCCCAGUACCAAACUCCUUUGGAGCACGGAUGGCCAUUAUCAUCCCGAAACAUUCUGGCUUGCGAAUAGGCAAUUCCGGCAAGCCUUAGAUACAGUUUUUACAGAAUAUGUUCACCAUGGGGAUUACACAUAUGACAAAGCCAUGGAUUCUGUCCGCGAUAUCUUAUUUUUCAACUCAAAUCGACUCUACAGGCUCGACCAAUCCCCAGAUAGCCUUCAUUUCGAUUCCAAUUCUCUUCAAGCUUGCGACAUAGGUCCAGCGUUAUUUCAAACAGCGUCAGCACACACACCAGAGGACAUACUUAAAAAAUUCCUUAGUAAGAAGUCUGUGGACUUUAUAUGGAUGCAAUGGGUUGAUUAUACGGCCACCGUGCGUGUUCGAAUGUUUCCAGUCCGAGAAUUCAGUAAAAUUGUCCGUUCAAAGCAGAGAGUAGGAAUCGGUCUUGCUGUGAUGAACAUGCUGCAGACUGACAAACUCGUAGCCCCUGAGCCAUUGACCGCUGGUUCCUUCAUUCUAACCCCUGACGUUUCUACUCUAUGCCGGAACGUCGGACUCUCUUCAAGCAGUGCGACGGUUAUGACUUUCUGGAAAAAUGAGGCAGGCGGUGACCUUGAGGGUUGCCCUCGAACCACUCUUCAAAGCAUUGUCAACAGGUGCCAAAGUGAAUACGGCAUUAAAACACUUGUGGGUUUCGAGAUAGAAGUGGUCUUCAUGAAGAUUUCACAAUCAAAGGACGGAAGUUCCACCACCUACUCCCGUUGGUUCACCAAUCAUUCGUGGUCCAACCUCACCGCAGAAAAUGUUCAGGCGCUGCAAAUGAUUGAAAAGAUUGUCGAUAAACUGGCAGAUAUAGAUAUCCGCGUUCAGCAAUUCCAUCCUGAAUCCUCCCCCGGUCAAUUUGAGUUUGUUUUACCUCCAUCCACCCCGCUUACCGCCUGUGAUACUCUCAUCAAGGCUAGACAAACGAUCACCGACAUUGCUGCGCAAUAUGGUGUGCGAGCCACGCUCCACCCUCGCCCCUUUGCCAAUGCUGCAGGCACCGCAGCUCACGCCCAUAUCUCUAUUACUCCACCAAUCCUAAGAGACAAUUUUCUAGCAGGAAUACUCCAUAAUUUACCCUCAGUGUUACCUUUUACUUUACCGCAAGAUGCCAGUUACGAACGGGUUGUUGAAGGGAUCUGGGCGGGUGGGGUAUGGGUAGCUUGGGGAUAUCAGAAUCGCGAAACACCCAUCCGCGAAGUAUCUGCCGGCCACUGGGAGUUUAAGUCCAUGGACGGCUUGGCGAAUCCUUACCUGGCAGUUGCUGCGAUCAUUGGUGCGGGAUAUCUAGGCAUGAAGGGCAGGAUGCCGUUGACAAUCAAGGGGUGCGACGUGGACACCGCAACCCUCUCACCCUCCGAACGCGCCGCUCUAUCAAUCACAACCCGCAUGCCCUCAUCGCUAGAAGAGAGCCUUAGAGCCCUCGAAGCGAACCCCGACCUGCAAGCCCUCCUAGGCCUCGACUUUGUCAGGCGGUACAUAGGCGUUCGACGCGGGGAGCAUGAAAUGCUGAGCGCGAUGGGCGCGGAGGAGAGGUGGAAUUGGUUGAUUGCGAGGUAUUAAUGAUUUGGCGGGGGUUUUGAUUUUAAUAUCCUAAAUUAUUCGGGAUGUGAUUGGCCUGUUUACACCUCCUCACCCUAGUUUUCAUCCUCUGUCUGCUCUUCGUUUCUAUUCGCAGGACGUUUUUAUGACAUCACGACCUUUCUUUUUUGUCCCUUCUGUUCUUCCAGCAUGAAUUAGCAGAGAUUCCCCCCCUGGUGCUACAUAGCUAUCAAGUUAAGUUAAAGCAGUAUUGUUAGUUAUCGGUAACUAGAAACCUUUUUUUAAAUAAGAUUAUCCUUAGGUUUUUAUCACAUUUUUCUUUUUUUUCUUUCUUUUU
This is a messenger RNA of Blastomyces dermatitidis ER-3, 3437 nucleotides long. Its product is annotated as glutamine synthetase. Lineage: Eukaryota; Fungi; Ascomycota; Eurotiomycetes; Onygenales; Ajellomycetaceae. The transcript is spliced from 3 exons. Bases 488 to 3121 code for a protein of 877 amino acids. Gene Ontology annotation, molecular function: glutamine synthetase activity; hydrolase activity. The record is from RefSeq and is a predicted model, not a curated record.